This is a messenger RNA of Metarhizium brunneum ARSEF 3297, 1584 nucleotides long. It is a transcript of the gene CP51, whose product is annotated as Eburicol 14-alpha-demethylase. Gene Ontology annotation, molecular function: iron ion binding; monooxygenase activity; heme binding. Gene Ontology annotation, biological process: ergosterol biosynthetic process. Lineage: Eukaryota; Fungi; Ascomycota; Sordariomycetes; Hypocreales; Clavicipitaceae. The record is from RefSeq and is a predicted model, not a curated record.
AUGGGUGUCCUUCAACAGGUAGCGAGCCACCCGCUCUCGCAGCAGUUCCAGACUCUGGGCCUGGGACCGCAGAUUGCCGUCGCUCUGGGUGGUUUUAUCGCACUUGCGGUUGCUUUGAACGUUGCCAGCCAGAUCCUUUUUAAGAACCCCAAUGAGCCUCCGUUGGUCUUCCACUGGUUCCCCUUUAUUGGCAGCACUGUAACGUACGGAAUGGAUCCUCCCAAGUUUUUCAAGGAAAACCGUGCCAAGUUUGGUGAUGUCUUCACCUUUGUUCUCCUUGGCAAGAAAACCACCGUUGCCGUUGGCCCCGCCGGAAACGAUUUCAUUCUCAACGGCAAGCUCAAGGACGUCAAUGCUGAGGAGAUUUACACUGUGUUGACCACUCCUGUCUUUGGUCGGGACGUCGUCUAUGACUGUCCCAACGCGAAGCUGAUGGAGCAGAAAAAGUUCAUGAAGAUUGCUCUGACGACCGAAGCUUUCCGAUCCUACGUUCCUAUUAUUGCUGGCGAAGUGCAGUCCUAUUUCAAACGCGACCCCGGGUUCAAGGGCAAGUCCGGCAUCGUUGAUAUUCCCAAGAAGAUGGCCGAGAUCACAAUUUUUACUGCCUCCCACGCUCUGCAGGGCAGUGCCAUCCGCGGCAAGUUUGAUGAGUCUCUGGCUGCCCUCUACCACGAUUUGGAUAUGGGCUUCACACCCAUCAACUUCAUGCUGCACUGGGCCCCCCUUCCCUGGAACCGUAAGCGUGACCACGCUCAACGUACUGUGGCCAAGAUCUACAUGGAUACCAUCAAGGAACGCCGCGCCAAGGGCGAUGACGACAAGGAGCUAGACAUCAUGAAGCACCUUAUGAACUCGACCUACAAGAAUGGAACCCCUGUCCCUGACCACGAGGUUGCCCACAUGAUGAUUGCUCUGCUCAUGGCCGGCCAGCACUCGUCGUCAUCUACCAGCUCAUGGAUCAUGCUCCGCCUUGCUCAGAACCCGCACCUCGUCGAGGAGCUCUAUCAAGAACAGAUCAAGGCUCUUGGUGCUGAUCUGCCACCUUUGGCCUACGAAGACCUGUCCAAGCUGCCUCUCAAUCAGGCCAUCAUCAAGGAAACCCUCCGUCUGCACGCUCCCAUUCACUCCAUCAUGCGUGCCGUCAAGCAGCCCAUGCCUGUGCCUGGUACCAAAUAUGUUAUUCCCACCACUCACACUCUUCUCGCCGCUCCCGGUGUCAGUGCCAGCGACCCUACGUACUUCCCCAGCCCCGAAUCCUGGGACCCCCAUCGCUGGGAUACUGACUCCCCCAACGCUCCUACUAUUGUCCGCAAUGUCGCUGAGGAGGAAGAGAAGGUCGACUAUGGAUACGGCUUGGUCAGCAAAGGUGCCGCCUCGCCGUACCUUCCGUUUGGUGCGGGUCGCCACCGAUGUAUUGGCGAACACUUUGCCAACGUACAGCUUCAAACCAUUGUCGCCGAGACGGUCCGUCUGUUCAAGCUGAGCAAUGUCGACGGCAGCAAUACCAUUAUUGGCACCGACUACGCGUCCCUCUUUUCAAGACCCUUGGAACCCGCAAAGAUUCGCUGGGAACGGCGAGAUUAG